Molecule: messenger RNA, 4083 nt
Organism: Xiphias gladius (swordfish)
Lineage: Eukaryota; Metazoa; Chordata; Actinopteri; Istiophoriformes; Xiphiidae
Product: anoctamin-9-like
Exons: 24
Coding region: 118-2544 (808 amino acids)
Biological process (GO): chloride transmembrane transport
Cellular component (GO): plasma membrane
Molecular function (GO): chloride channel activity
Source: RefSeq, a predicted model, not a curated record
UAUUCACAAGCGGCGCUCACCUGUAAAUAUGCGGAAGUGAGGAGAUGAGUUAUUGUUACUGAAGAGCAAAUGUUAUUAUUUGCUUAUGGAAAUUGACAGUUGUUAAAGUAAAAACGGAUGUGUGAUGGAGCUAUAACGUUCUUGAAACGGACACAGCUGCAUGAAGGAACUUGUAUCUCUUGUAUCAGUAGUGGAACAACCUCUGACAUGUUUUUCAAGACCAUCGAGGAAGACAUUGAGAUGUGGGACAGGCAGAAAGAAGGCUGUGAGCCUUUACUUCCGUCAACGCCAACCCACAGGACAUUUGAUUAUGUACUAGUGGCCCACAAGGUUGAUGAUGACAGCAACCAAAAGGCUCAGAAGCAGAGAGCCUUUAUCCAGCGGCUUGAGAAGAAAAACAUCAUUGUUACUAGGAUUGUUCAUGAUGUCAAAGUAUUCUUUGGCCUGCGUGCUCCCAGUGAGAUGUUUGAAGACUACCAGUAUCUGCUCAAGGUCUCAGAUUCUUGCAACUGGUGUGGAGAUGUGGGAGGAGCUGUCACCCAGGCUACCAGGAUCCGAAUCAUCCAUUUCAUCCUUCAUCAGACCUUCAUUAACACAGGAGAGAAUCUGGAGGAACUGCUGAUGAAAGAUGUUUUUGAAACUGUAUUCUGCCUCCAUGAGAGAAAGAAGCAGAAACAGCUGAGGAAGAAAUGGGCUCAAUGGUCUGGUCUGUUUUCAGGACAACCAGUCAAUGACAUCAAAUGUUACUUUGGAGAGAAGGUGGCUCUGUACUACCUGUGGCUGGGCUGGUACACCAAGCUGCUGUUUCCAGCUGCUGCUCUGGGCAUUGUAGUGUUCUUGUAUGGACUUGCCUUUUUCAACACCAACCCUCUCAUUAAGGAAGUGUGUAACUCCAGCAUCAUCAUGUGUCCUCGCUGUGAUAAGAGGUGUACAGUGUGGCAGCUGUCAGACACCUGCGCCUACGCUAAGGUCAGCCAUCUAUUUGACAAUGAGGGCACUGUGGCUUUUGCUAUGUUCAUGGCAAUCUGGGCUACUCUGUUCCUGGAGCUGUGGAAGAGGCAUAGAGCCAGACAUGUUUCAAAGUGGAAGGUCUAUGACUGGUGUGAAGAAGAGGAGGAACUGAUUCUGGAAAUAGUCAAUGAUCCAAACUGUACACCAAAACAAUUCAGACACUCCUACUUGCGCAGCACUCUGGUCCUCAUCCUGGUAACACUUAUGCUGAUGCUGAUCAUCGGGCUUGCUCAGGCUCUGGUGGUGUUUCGAGUGGUGGCCGCCCCCUUGUUGUCAGAGGGAAGCUCGGUGUUUAUCAGAGACCAUGCCAACACUGUGGCUAUGAUGCUGGGAGCUGUGCUGCACUACAUCACCAUUCAAAUCAUGACCCGGGUAAACCGAUGGGUUUCCCUAAAGCUGUGCAAAAUAGAGAAGAUAAACUCAUUUGCUGCCACAGAGAGGAGCUUCACAGUCAAGAUGUUCACCUUCCAGUUCUUCACUCUCUUCUCUUCACUCUUUUAUGUGGCCUUUAUCCUGGGCAGGAUAAAUGGCCAUCCAGGAAAUUAUGUACGUAUUGCUCAGUGGAGAUUGGAGGAGUGCCAUCCUAGUGGCUGUUUGACAGACCUUUUCAUCCAGAUGGCUGUGAUCAUGUUGCUCAAACAGACUCUCAACAACAUCUUUGAGUUCACAGUGCCCUGGUUGAAGACCUGUCUGAGCAGAAAAACUGCAAAGAAGCUGGAGAGGAAGUGUGGUCACUGUUACAGGAAGGCCUGCUGUGAGGAAGACGGAAGUGUUGAACCCUGUGACAUCUGCAAACUUCGGGACUGGCUGCGUAACUAUCACCUGGCCAACACAGACGCCUUUAGCCUGUUCAAUGAGUUCCUGGAGAUGGUGGUCCAGUUCAGUUUCACCACCAUAUUUGUGGCAGCGUUCCCCCUCGCCCCCCUGCUGGCUCUCAUCAACAACAUCUUUGAGAUUCGCUUAGACGCCAUCAAGAUGGUCCGCCUAGAACGCCGGCUGGUUCCCAGGAAGACCAACGACAUCGGUGUGUGGACGAAGGUGUUGGAGGCCGUCGGUGUGUUGGCAGUGAUUGCUAACGGCCUCGUCAUUGGAGUGUCAUCAGACUUUAUUCCACGCCUCGUCUAUCAUUACCGUUAUGGCCCAUGUGCUAAUGGAAGCACUCAAACACACUGUAUGCAGGGCUACAUUGAUGACACUCUUUCUACAGCUUUUAUUAGUCACUCAGCAGUUCAAAAGGACUUUCUCGCUAGUCAGAUGAGGACAGAGAAUGGCUUCAACGUUACACAGUGCAGCUAUAGAGACUACAGGAGUGAUGAGGACUACACUCUUACUUCUCAGUUCUGGUUGGUCCUGGCGGUGCGUUUUGCCUUCGUCAUCCUUUUUGAGCAUGUUGUGGUGGUUUGUAAGUUUAUAGCAGCCUGGUUCGUCCCCAACAAUCCUAUUCAGGUGAAGAAUGAUCGUCUGCAUGACAAACUGGCUCGGCUGAAGGAAGAGCUCCGUGGAAUGAAACGCAGCAGAUCAACAGAUGUCUGAACCUCCCACAGAUGACUUCAGAUCUGUUCCCAUUGCAGAGUCCUGACAGGUUAAAGUGUGAAAUAAAAAGAUGGAUUUUUGUUUUUAUAAUUUAUAUUUGAUGUUUGACCAUGAGGCCGGACUCCAUUGUAAUGUUGUGUAAAGGUUUAUGUGUCAUGAUAUUAUUGGACUUUUAACAAACGCUCUACAUAUUACACACCAGUUGACCAUCGUGCAAUGUUUUUAUAUUAAAAUGUAAGGAAGAAUUUAUUUUCAUCAUUUCAUGUUGUUAAAAACUUGUUGUUGUUCCAAGAAGAGAGGAGAAGCAUCAUUACUGAACUAUAUGUCUAUAACAUGGUUAUAUAACAAACGGUCUGUCCCAACACCUACACUUUUAGUCUUGAAGGUACAGUGCGCACUGACAUGAUGGCAGGUAGCAGACAGGUGCGUGUAGACAGGUCAGAAAAACACCAACAUACAGUCUGGUAAACACACACUGAAUUAACGUCUUUCCUGACACCACCUCAUAGCUCAGUGUAUCCCACAAUUUACCACUCCACAUUAGUAGUGUUGGUGGUAAUGAGCCUAUAAAGUGGUUUUAGGACCAUCAGUAAUCAGCAUACAUGAGGAGGUUAAAGUUAAAUAAUGAUAUUCAAUCUGACUCCCACAUUUGUUACUUUCCAGACACUAAACAGUUGUAACCUCCACAUAUCGUUAUUAUUUUUUUUUUAACAAUCUAUCCUUUUUUCAUGAGACUGAUCACAUAUCUGACACUGUCAACAUAAAAAUCUUUUAAUCCAAGAUUUUGAUAAAUACUCUCAUUAAAAAGUUUAAUCAGACAGAAACCAUCAAAAUAAAAUCAUUUUAUCUCUCUUUUUUGUACAGGAGAUCUACAUGCUUCACGAUAAUUUAGUGUCUUUAGUAACUGUAUCUCUCCUCUGAGGUCCCGAGUAUCUGUGUGUGUGUGAUUUGUUUUUUAACUGUGAUCAGAGUGUAACUUUACCACUGUAUGUGGAUCCAACUAAUUUGUUCCAACAAAUCAUCUGAGCUGUACUGAGCGAUGUACUUGUAUUCCCAGGAGCCACAGGAUUGCAAUAAUGUGUCCCAGUGAGCUGUGAUAAACUUCCUCACCCUGCGGCCUUAACUGACACUAUGACACUGUCGCAGUCACUGAAAAAGUGUCACACAAGUAAAGACUGACCAAUGCAAAUAAUGCAAAUUGUAUGAAAGUAUCAUUGCCUACAGCAGAAUUCCUAAAUACCUGAUGAAAACAUAUAUAGUACAUUCAUUGACAAACACAUCUAGGCGCACCCCAACCAGAAGCCCUGAAUAAAAAAAGAGGUCAAAUUCUAAAGGACCUUCAGGUCCGGCGACAGAGCCCUGUACAACACUUCUAGAGCCAACCUGAAGACAGCCAUCAGGGAGGCUAAAGAGGGCUACAAGAGGAAGGUUGAGGAUCAACUCAACAACAAUGCGUGUGUGGCAGGGCAUCUAGUACAUUACCAACUACAAGACCAGCAACCAUAGGAGGUGAUACCUCGCUGGCAGUUGAACUUUAUU